Musa acuminata AAA Group (dessert banana) is the source of this 770-nucleotide messenger RNA. RefSeq lists its product as uncharacterized. The coding region runs from base 61 to 441 and encodes 126 amino acids. Lineage: Eukaryota; Viridiplantae; Streptophyta; Magnoliopsida; Zingiberales; Musaceae. The record is from RefSeq and is a predicted model, not a curated record. The transcript is spliced from 5 exons.
GGAAGGAUCCCGAAAAAGCCCUAUUUCCACAUCGAAGAGGGGAGACGAGCCGGAGGAACAAUGGAAGAGGAAGGUGGCGGGAAGGCACGACCGAACGAGGAGGACGAGGAGGCUACCUCGACCAUGGAGGCGAGACCUAGCGAGCAAGAGCACGUCCCCGAAAUAGAUGCUGCAGAGUCUGAAGAGAAGCACCAGCGGUAUGAAGCACUUUAUUCCCGCCGUUUGAGGGCCAAGUACUUCUCCAAAAAGGCCCUAGAUGGAGGGGACAUAUAUGGCCAUGAAACAACUAUUGAUAACGAGAUUAUAAAGUCAAGCAGAUGGCCCUGUACAAGAUCGUUUGCCGACCCAAUCAAAUACAUGGAAGAUCAGAAUCAGUCAUCUUCUGAAGCAGAAACCAACGCUGCAACCGACAAGAACCCGGAACCUAAGAAAAGCUGUUAAUAAUGAUUUGAAAGAUGCUAUGCCAGGAUACUAGGACAUCAAAAGAUACGGAAAGAGGUUAGCUGCCAUGACUGGCUACAAGUGUCAUCAUGGGGUACUCAAGCUUUCACCAAAUUGAUGAGGGAAUUCUGCUUACAUUUGAGUAGUAAAACAUGAGCAAUGUUGUUGGUCUACAUGGAUCCUCUAUAAUACUUAUCUUGAUAUUUCUUAUUGAACAACUAUGAUAAGACCACUCUAUCUAAAUUCUAAAAUUUAAGGUUAUUGCUAUGGGAGACUUUUGCUGGUUUAUCUUCAAUAAAGUUGAUAAUGGUGGAUUGAUUGUAGUUCAA